AUGAUGGCCGCCGAGGCCGGCAGUGAGGAGGGCGGCCCGGUGACCGCCGGGGCAGGAGGAGGCGGUGCGGCGGCAGGCUCAAGUGCCUAUCCGGCUGUGUGUCGGGUGAAGAUACCUGCGGCCCUGCCGGUGGCAGCCACCCCUUAUCCCGGGCUGACGGAGGCUGGAGUGGUCGCGACUCUGGGCGGCGGAGCUUCCUUCGGGGCAGGGUUCCUAGGAGCCGGAGCUGUGGCGGGGGCACUGGGGGGAUCUGGACUGACAGGGGGAGGUACUACUGCUGGUGUGGCUGGUGCUGCUGCCCCCUGCCCUGGGGGGGACAUGGCUUUCAACAAGGUUACCACUUCAUUGCCUGCUGAGACCCUAGGGCCAGGCGGUGGAUUUCCCCCUCUGCCGCCCCCUCCUCAGCUCCCGCUUUUGGGUGCGGGCCUGGGGACAGUGGACGAAGGUGACUCCCUGGAUGGGCCAGAAUAUGAGGAAGAAGAGGUGGCCAUCCCGCUUACCGCUCCUCCAACUAACCAGUGGUAUCAUGGAAAACUUGAUAGAACUAUAGCAGAAGAACGCCUCAGACAAGCAGGAAAACCUGGAAGUUAUCUUAUAAGAGAGAGUGAUCGGAGACCAGGGUCCUUUGUACUUUCAUUUCUUAGCCAGACAAAUGUUGUCAACCAUUUUAGGAUCAUUGCAAUGUGUGGAGAUUACUACAUUGGUGGAAGACGUUUUUCUUCACUAUCAGACCUAAUAGGCUAUUAUAGUCAUGUUUCUUGUUUACUUAAAGGAGAAAAAUUACUUUAUCCAGUUGCACCACCAGAGGCAAAAAACGGAAUUGUUUAUGUGUCCUUUUAUUCUGAAGAUUAUAGAAAUGACAUGUAUGCAUCCUUAAAUUUCUUGAAAGGUGAUAUGUUUAUUGUUCAUAAUGAAUUAGAAGAUGGAUGGAUGUGGGUUACAAAUUUAAGAACAGAUGAGCAAGGCCUUAUUGUUGAAGACCUCGUAGAAGAAGUGGGCCGGGAAGAAGAUCCACAUGAAGGCAAAAUAUGGUUCCAUGGGAAGAUUUCUAAACAAGAAGCUUACAAUUUACUAAUGACAGUUGGCCAGGUCUGCAGUUUUCUUGUGAGGCCUUCAGAUAAUACUCCUGGUGACUAUUCACUUUAUUUUCGAACCAAUGAAAAUAUUCAGAGAUUCAAAAUAUGCCCAACACCAAAUAAUCAGUUUAUGAUGGGAGGCCGGUAUUAUAAUAGCAUUGGAGACAUCAUAGAUCACUAUAAAAAAGAACAAAUCGUUGAAGGAUAUUAUCUUAAGGAACCAGUACCAAUGCAGGAUCAAGAACAAGUGCUCAGUGAUGCAGUAGAUGGCAAGGAGAUCUAUAAUACAAUUCGUCGUAAAACAAAGGAUGCCUUUUAUAAAAAUAUUGUUAAAAAAGGUUAUCUUCUAAAAAAGAGCAAAGGAAAGCGGUGGAAAAAUUUAUAUUUUAUCUUAGAGGGCAGUGAUGCUCAACUUAUUUAUUUUGAAAGUGAAAAGCGAGCUACAAAACCAAAAGGAUUAAUAGACCUCAGUGUUUGUUCUGUCUAUGUUGUUCAUGAUAGUCUUUUUGGAAGGCCAAACUGUUUUCAGAUAGUAGUUCAGCACUUCAGUGAAGAACAUUACAUCUUUUACUUUGCUGGGGAAACUCCAGAGCAAGCAGAGGACUGGAUGAAAGGUCUGCAGGCAUUUUGCAAUUUACGGAAGAGUAGUCCAGGGACAUCUAAUAAACGACUGCGUCAGGUCAGCAGUCUUGUUUUACACAUUGAAGAAGCUCAUAAACUCCCAGUGAAACAUUUUACUAACCCAUACUGUAACAUCUACUUGAAUAGUGUCCAAGUAGCAAAAACUCAUGCAAGAGAAGGGCAAAACCCUGUUUGGUCAGAAGAGUUUGUCUUUGAUGAUCUUCCUCCUGACAUCAACAGAUUUGAGAUAACUCUUAGUAACAAAACAAAGAAAAGCAAAGAUCCUGAUAUCUUAUUUAUGCGAUGCCAGUUGAGUCGAUUACAGAGAGGGCAUGCCACGGAUGAAUGGUUUCUGCUCAGCUCCCACAUACCAUUAAAAGGUAUUGAACCAGGAUCCUUGCGUGUCCGAGCACGAUAUUCUAUGGAAAAAAUCAUGCCAGAAGAAGAGUACAGUGAAUUUAAAGAGCUUAUACUGCAAAAGGAGCUUCAUGUAGUCUAUGCUUUAUCGCAUGUAUGUGGACAAGAUCGAACACUAUUGGCUAGCAUUCUGCUAAGGAUUUUUCUUCAUGAAAAGCUUGAAUCAUUGUUGCUAUGUACACUAAAUGACAGAGAAAUAAGCAUGGAAGAUGAAGCCACUACUCUAUUUCGAGCCACGACACUUGCAAGCACCUUGAUGGAACAGUAUAUGAAAGCCACUGCUACUCAGUUUGUUCAUCAUGCUUUAAAAGACUCUAUUUUAAAAAUAAUGGAAAGCAAGCAGUCUUGUGAGUUAAGUCCAUCAAAGUUGGAAAAAAAUGAAGACGUGAACACUAAUUUAGCACACCUAUUGAACAUACUUUCAGAGCUUGUGGAGAAAAUAUUCAUGGCUUCAGAAAUACUUCCACCGACACUGAGAUAUAUUUACGGGUGUUUACAGAAAUCUGUUCAGCACAAGUGGCCAACAAAUACCACCAUGAGAACCAGAGUUGUUAGUGGUUUUGUUUUUCUUCGACUUAUCUGUCCUGCUAUCCUGAAUCCACGGAUGUUUAAUAUCAUCUCAGAUUCCCCAUCUCCUAUUGCUGCAAGAACUUUGAUAUUAGUGGCUAAGUCUGUGCAGAAUUUAGCAAAUCUUGUGGAGUUUGGAGCUAAGGAACCUUAUAUGGAAGGAGUAAAUCCAUUCAUCAAAAGUAACAAACAUCGUAUGAUCAUGUUUUUGGAUGAACUUGGGUCCCGUGAUUUAGCAGCAUUACAUGAGAUUUGUGUGGCCCAUUCAGAUGAACUGAGGACCCUCAGUAAUGAACGUGGUGCACAGCAGCAUGUACUGAAAAAGCUUCUGGCAAUAACAGAACUGCUUCAACAAAAACAAAACCAGUAUACAAAAACCAAUGAUGUCAGGUAG
Elephantulus edwardii (Cape elephant shrew) is the source of this 3075-nucleotide messenger RNA. It is a transcript of the gene RASA1, whose product is annotated as RAS p21 protein activator (GTPase activating protein) 1. Gene Ontology annotation, molecular function: protein binding. The coding region runs from base 1 to 3075 and encodes 1024 amino acids. The record is from RefSeq and is a predicted model, not a curated record. Lineage: Eukaryota; Metazoa; Chordata; Mammalia; Macroscelidea; Macroscelididae. Gene Ontology annotation, biological process: regulation of GTPase activity. The transcript has 25 exons.